GUACCAUCCAGGCCGCUGAGACCUGGGAGGAGUUGCCUGGUAUUGACAAGGUCGUCCGCAAGGCCCAGAGCUUGAAGCAGGACAAGCCGCUGCGCAACUUGCAGGAUCUCUUCUAUGACUCCCAACCCGAGGAGUUGCCAUGGAUCCGCACGGAAUGCGUCAUUGACACCGUCCAGGCUGCCGCCUACCUGGGUCAGGCUGUCGUCUUCCUCUACAAGGCCAUUGACUACGAUGGGCUUGAGUGCCCGAACAACUCGCCUGUUGGAUGCGCCGCCAGUGUCGCAGGCUUCAUCACGUCCAUUAGCUGGAUCGCCUCAUACCUCUCCUUUGCGGCGAACGCCUGCGGCCAGGCUGUCAACAACGGUGCGCUCUGUGCUGGUGAUUUCACAGCGCUCAUGGCCAACUUCGGUGAGAUCGCCACCGUGGGCGCCGCUGCUCGGGCAGACUGCAACUUCGGCAAGAACGCCCUCCAGAUCCUCACCCGCACAGAGACGAUCUCCCCUCCCUGGAAGGAGUUCGUCCCGGCGGGAGCCUCGCCGGCGGUCGACAAGGCCUUGAAGAUCAAAGGCCACAAGGACCAGCAGCGCAACCGUGACUACGACAUUGUGCAGUGCGCCGUGGACGUCACCAACUCCGCUUCCUACAUC
Molecule: messenger RNA, 647 nt
Organism: Symbiodinium necroappetens
Lineage: Eukaryota; Dinophyceae; Suessiales; Symbiodiniaceae
Source: the annotation of a GenBank genome assembly